AAUAUUUAAAUUUGGAUCGCGCAUGCGCACAUUUGAAUCUGACAUUUGAGGUUAUGUAACAAUGUUGAAAACUCUCUCAAAACGGGGCUUGCAGCCCCAAAUUUUGAGACCCUUAUACGCAACCGACACUGUGCUGACCCGUGACAUAACCUCAAGUAAAAGAAGCUCCCAGUCCCACCCAGUCUUCAUCGAGAAGUCUCUCGAAGAGCCGGUCAUCGUCGUGUCCGAAAGCGACGACGUGGACCUCAUCGGGCCCCCCGACCCGCUCUCGAACCUGCGCCCCAUCAUCCGCAAAUGUCUCCGCGACGAGACGCCCCUCCAGCGCCAGUUGAGACAAAUGCAGGACGCGACGCAGGCCUGGAAUCAGGAGUUUUGGGCCAAACACAACACCAACUUUAUUAAAAAGCGGCAAGAGUUUGUGAAAUUGGGGCAAAGCACCGGCGAAACGCGACAGUUAACGGCGGAGGAAAUGAGCGGUUUUUACAAGAGUUUCCUCGACCAGAAUUGGGAGACUCAUCUCAACUACAACCUAGAGUGGUACAAACGCAAUUUUGCGCUACUUUUCUUAGCCUUUAGAGUGAGUUUAGAGAAAAAUUUAGCCAAGUUUAGGUAA
Tribolium madens (black flour beetle) is the source of this 613-nucleotide messenger RNA. RefSeq names its product COA8 family protein CG14806, mitochondrial (gene Coa8). The coding region runs from base 62 to 613 and encodes 183 amino acids. The record is from RefSeq and is a predicted model, not a curated record. Gene Ontology annotation, cellular component: mitochondrion. The transcript is spliced from 4 exons. Lineage: Eukaryota; Metazoa; Arthropoda; Insecta; Coleoptera; Tenebrionidae. Gene Ontology annotation, biological process: intrinsic apoptotic signaling pathway.